Messenger RNA from Bursaphelenchus okinawaensis, 5770 nucleotides. NCBI's taxonomy places the organism in Eukaryota, Metazoa, Nematoda, Chromadorea, Rhabditida, Aphelenchoididae. The record is from the annotation of a GenBank genome assembly.
AUGCAUGUAUACAUGGAGUCUACAGAAGAAAUGGAGAUAAAUGAUGAGAAAGUUGAUGAUAAGGUAAAAGAAUCUGAAGCAGGGACAUCUGGAGAGACUAGUGUAAGUUUUGUUUUUGGACGUAUUAACCUUUAACGGUUUACGUGAAGAAUUAUCUAGUUAAGUUUUGAAACUAGAUUUAUAUAUUUUAUUGCGUGUAUUAUUUAGGUGUCAAUUGUAAAAGAAGAAAACGACAAAGCAGAAGACGUACCUGAAGCUGCUAUGUGUGCUAAUGAAUCAGUUGAAGGUGAAGCAAAAGCUGUCAAUGGUUUAGAUAACGAAGUAAGUAUCUUUUGUGUUAUAUUCAUUUUUUAGGUUAUUGGUUUUUUUUGGAAAAUGAACAAACUUUUGUUGUUAUUUUAAGAACAUGUUUCAUAGUUUUAUUUAGGUAACAACAGUAAAAGAAGAAGACACCGAAGCAAAAGACGCUUCUGAAGUUGUCACCGAUUCUAUUGAAGCAACUGACUGUGAAACUGGAUCACUCAACGGUUUAGAAAUUGUAGAUGAAGAUAAAGUCGAUGAUGAAGUAAAAGAAUCUGUAGCCGGGAUGUCUGAAGAGCCUAGUGUGAGUUUUGUUUUAUUUAAUGUCUAUCGCGAUAUAGCUAUUGUAUUAUGUCAAGUUUUAGUUUUUUUAAAGAUGGAAAUUUUGUUUGUUUAAGAAUGUGUUUUUAAUUAUAAUUAUUAUUAUAGGUAUCAACAGUAAAAGUGGAGGAAAACGGAGCAAAUGCGGUUCUUGAAACUGCGACAACUUCUACUGAACCAGUUAACGGUGAAACGACCGAUGUUUUAGAUACAAAUAAUGAGAAGGUCGAAGAACAAAUAAAAGACGCUGUAGAUAAGACACCUUCAGAAACAGUUGACUAUGAAACAAGAACGGUCAAUGGUUUAGAUAUUAAGGUAAGGAUACGUUUUGUUUUUGAAAUUUAGGUAUUUGGGUUUUCGUUUUUGGGAGUUGAGCACUGUUCUGCAUUUUCUGACGAGAACUGAUUAAUUUUUUCAUUUUAGGUAUCAAAAUUGGUAGUAGAAUUAGCUAAACAGUUUGGUUUCAAUUCUUUUGGAUACAUCAAACAAGAGAAAGAUAUUAUUCUGAAACCUCCACAGCCAAGUAAGAAGGAGAAGAAAAAGAAGAAGAUAAAAGGUAAAUUUGUCAUUGUUGAGUUAAAUUUUUAAAUUAACUAACGAUUUUUAAUGUUUUUAUUGCUUUUUAGUUUAAGAUGUAAAUUUAUAUACAUUUUUAUUUAAUAUCGUAAUUUAGAUGACGAAAUCCCGGUGGAGUCUCGAAAAAGAAAACGAUCUAAAACACCCACACCUACUCCAACCACAUCUUCAAUGUCAUCAGCUAAACCUUCAGCUAAUAAGGUAAAGUUGAUCUCGGAAAGUUGCAAAGUGUGUGGCAAGGGAAUGCGAGAUCGAGAAUUCUUACCUACUAGAGCGACAUUCUACUGUUCUACUGCGUGUAUCAACAAGAAGGCAACGUCCGUAGCCAGAUCAAUUAAGGAAUCUGACGAACUAAUGCUUCUGGACAAGAAAGGAAGGAAAUAUACGGGUAACAUUCCUCCAUUGAAGAAGCUGGAAACAUUUCUGCUUAGAGAUCCGGCAUACGAAGUUGUUAUUAAAGGUACGGUUUUAUUUUGAUUUUGUAGGCAGUUUUUUCAUUAUUAACCUAUUUUUUAAGGGAUUUAAUAUUAACCAUUUUAUUCUAUGGGUCUUGAAUUUAAUAUUGCUUCAGGUCUUUUAUUGAUUUUACUUAUAUUUUUACAGCUAAACCGCGCGACAAAGACGAGGAUCUUGUCAGGAAGAAGAUACGAGAAGUUGUGCAGAAAGUUUUCACUGACAGAUUUAAAUUUCAUGACAUUGACAAUACUCACAAAGCCAAGGAAUUAGGGUUUCAAGUUGAAUUUGAUCUUUUUAAUGAAUUUAAAAGUGUUAGAGACGAAAGAUAUAAAACAUGGUUCAGGAUUUUCAUAAGAUGCGUGAAGAAUUGUGGAAAGGUGGGUCUUUGAUUAUUUUUCAAUUUUUAGAUAUACUUUUCUAUUGCAAAGUAUAUAUUCACGUUAAAGUUAAAAAAUAACAAAAAACUCUGACAGUUUUGUUUUUAGGCAUUUCUUGACGAACUGAUACAUGAGCCUUACAAAUUGUCAUCACUAGUCAAAUUAAACGGCAAAACGUUGGAAGAUGAGGUUCAAAGGUUGGAUACCAUCAAGGCGGGCUGUGCGGUGGAUGAAAAACCUGCAGAAUCUAUUCCUGAACCAGUCAAGCCUGAACCAAGAAAACCUAUGCAAUUUGAAUUGUUAAAGAAGAAGUUCAAGCCUUUGGACAAGUCUGUGGUUAAUCCCACUCUAGCUGGCCUUGCUGCAACUGUAAGUGCAUAUUGUCAUUUGAAUUGUAUGUUUAGACUGCUGUUGACGAUCUUCUGGGAGACGCGAUGAGAGAUACGACGGCUAAACACGGCUCUCAUUUAUACGAUGCUAACUGUAAGAUAUGCCUGAGGAAGAAUGAAGACACGGCGGCGAUGCAAAUGAGAAUGGACAGGCUAAAGAAGAAAGAACAGGUAAUACUAUUUAAAAGUUUUAUUGUUACCUAUUGAUGUACAAGAACACACAUAGAAGUUGAAAGUGUGCAUUAUAAAUUGUAAAGCGUAGUUACAUAAGUUAAUAUAUGUUGUUGUAGGAAGAUCGAGGACAGAAGGAAAGACAACGAGGGCAUAAGCGAAGUCGACCCUGUGAUGACUUUAUAAACGAUUUGUUCACAGACACUGGCACUCCAGACGACGCGCCUCCAGGGGACGAGACUUAUUUCGACGACUUUGACACAGCCAUGGACAAGUUCAAAAAUUCAAUGCCAAGUCCAUCAAGAGGGCCGAUGGCGACGGUGGACAGAAGACUGGGGUUCUCAGCAGAUCGACUUCUGAAUACCGUUACUGGAGCAAAUGGCUUCGGAGAGAAACGACGAGAAAGUUGGAGGAGGUUACCUAAACAGUCGAAACCAAAGGAGAUUGUACUGUAAGUCUAUUUUGAAUUACGAUAAGUGAGAAAUCUAAAUAAUUGUUUAAAAAGGCAAAAGUUAUUAACUAUACAUCAAGACAAUACCAUUUAAAUAUCUCUUUCAGGGAGAGUAACAUAAUCUGGUCAGGAACGGUGGUCUCGCCUCUUUUGAAGUUCAAGUUUGAUUGUAACCUAUUACUCGUCAAAAACUUGAAUGCUUACCGACUGAAGGACGAGUUGGGGCCUGUUCUUACUGUGAAAGAGACCAUCGAUGCGUCUUAUGUCAACGAGCAGAUCGAGAGGUCGAGUGCCAAGUGGGAUCGCCAACUGAUCUCUUUACUAAUGCAGCCACCUCAAGGAGAUGAGUACAGCAGCUUUGUCGACUUGUACAAUGAACUUUACCGAUCCUGUAAGAUGUUUGUCUUGAGUUUGGAUCGGUCAGCGUCCAACAUCAUCGACAUGUUCUUUUACGCUCUACCGCCUGGCCGUGACCUACAUCGUAAGUUUGCCAAUUUAUGUUAUCUCAGAUGAGAAUCUUUCUAUUUUGGCAACAAUUAGCACUUUAAAAAAUAAAAAUUGAAUAAAAAUUGUGAAUUCAGGUGUACUUGAUCAACAAGAAGGGCCUGGGUUGAUGGACUUUGUGAGAGGCUGUGGUAACAUUAUGGCCCUGGUCGUUCGCAAAGCUACGACAGCUCGAGAAAGUUGGAAGAACCCGAGAGUGAAGGAAAGACAACCUUCCUUUUUCAAAGGUUUAACUGGAGACAGAGGUUUUGGGCAAGAGACGCUUGUUCGACUUGAUAAACCUCCUCCAACGUUGGCCCCACCGUCUUUGGCACCUCCGCUAAGCAGAUCGUCAGGUAUGAGCUCCGAGUUCAAGAAUUCUCCGAAGUUGGACACCUUCUUGUCAGAAUCAUACAAAGACGAAUUCAACCAUCUCUGGGACAGUCCUAAGCUGUCUCGGACACAUUCCCGGUCUGAAUCUCGAGGUACUCCGAGAAUUGACAGUCGAGAAGGAUCAGUCCGUGGUGAAGAUGUGGUCAGGAGGAGUAGAGAGGGGUCGAUUAGAAAGGAAGAUACUAGAAAGAGUAGGGAAGGAUCUUUGAGAGCUGAAGACCUGAGGAAUCGAGAACGGUCGAGAGACAGCGCCUCUAUAUACAACCCUGACCCAUUAGACUUGACUUCUAGUAUUGGGACAACAACACCCCCGUUGAACACGGAGAAACCUCCGAGUUCGACAUUGGAAGCAUUGGACAGCUUAAACUUGUUGGUCGAUGACAUUGAUCAUAGAAAGUAAGUGGUUUUUAUUCGAACUACUUAUUAUGCUUUGCUUUGAGCUUGUAGUUGUUUGUUAACAAAUGUAUUAUUGAACAAGUAAAGCAAAUAAACUUUCCAAUUGACUAUCAAGUAAUAUUUUGAAUUAUUUUAGGCACAAGAAGGUUGUUUAUUCGAUUGAGGACGAAGACCAAAGAGUAAAAGCUUUAAUUGAUGAUCCGACAAAGCUUCCCAUGACUUUUGAAACUUUGGUAAACGAAUUGAAGCGAUUGAAGAAGAAAGGUAAGCCCAGUUUCUGAAUUUAUUUUAAAUAAGGAUAUAACCUUAUAUAUGAGUCUGACGUUUAACAAAAAGAAAUAUUCGACAAUAUAUGGAAAUGUUUAGAUAACAUUCGUCUGCUUUCUGAGGCCUUCUACUGUUUCCACGCUGAAUGUCCGAGCGAAACCAAAGUGAUUGCUGAUCUCAUGAAAAACUGUGAAGACAAAGCAGGUUCAGAAUCUACAUUAGAGACUAAGGACAGUGCGGCUACAAGGUAUUCCAAAGAGUCGAAACCACUGCCAUUCCCGGUUUUACCUCCGUUGCCGUUCUCUGAUGAAGUAGCCAAACUGACAGAGAAAGCUAAGCCGAAGGAAGAGCCAGUUCCGGAUCCACCCCCACCACCUCCGCCGCCGCCACCAAUGGAACUGGGCGAAAUCAACUCGAAUUCACAGUCGCCGAUGGAGGAAGACAUCAUACCUCCACCUCCACUCCCACCUCAACAUCUCGAGAUGAGUUGGGUGCCACCCCCACCUCCUCCCGUCCCACCCCCACCACCUACCAUGGAAGUGGAUUCUCACCAUUCUACACCGUCAACUUCUUCUAUGACUCCAACCUUACCUGCUCCACCUCGACUUUCCAAACUCAUGGAUAUGAAACCACCUCCGCCUGUCCUACACGGUGCCAACGUUAUUCCAUUGCCAACUCACGCCGGUCCAGGACAUUAUCCUGUACCAGGACAUGUACCUUCACCAUUGCACCCCGUAGCUUCUCACGUGAAUUCACCUAUUUAUCCUCCACCUGGUCCUGUGCAUUCCCCUGCCCAUGCUGUACCUGGUUACGUACAGUCGCCUAUGCAUUCAGUAUCGGAUCCUGUACGCACACCAGACUCAAGGAUAAGACCACCUGGACCAGUACCACCUCCUAGGAAGUUGCCAUCUAAUGUAAGCACCCCAGACAGAAGACCCAAUGUUGUACAUGCACCAGUGUCCGGACCCAACGGUCGACCGCUGUUACCUAAUAGAGGGAACCACCCCGACCACCUCCCGAGCUCACAAUCGUCAUCCGGCUCUCAGAACGACCAGAAGAUGUUCUUUGUGUCUGUGAAUUACGGUAAGAAUGUUGUGAAGCCGGCUUCCAGCAAGCACCAAGCCACGCCCACUCGGAAGAACCCCUCAGGCACCGUGCAAAUCCCGUUCGACGACGACUUCUGGAACUAA